This is a messenger RNA of Xenopus tropicalis (tropical clawed frog), 1483 nucleotides long. RefSeq names its product branched chain keto acid dehydrogenase E1, beta polypeptide (gene bckdhb). Gene Ontology annotation, molecular function: branched-chain 2-oxo acid dehydrogenase activity. The record is from RefSeq and is a predicted model, not a curated record. Gene Ontology annotation, cellular component: mitochondrial matrix. NCBI's taxonomy places the organism in Eukaryota, Metazoa, Chordata, Amphibia, Anura, Pipidae. The transcript has 11 exons. The coding region runs from base 62 to 1189 and encodes 375 amino acids.
AAUUGAAACAAUCCCGGUGUUUUAACGCCCCUCUGAAACCGUAAGGGCUGCUCUAUUAGAUAUGGCGGCGCUUCGUGUUAUUGUUUCUCGGUUCGGGGAACGGGUGGCUAAACACGUGCAGCAAUGGAACGGAAAAGCCGUGAGGGCUCCGUGCAGAACGGUCGCUCACUUUACCUUCCAGCCAGACUCAGAACCCGCACAAUAUGGAACUACGCAAAAGAUGAAUCUUUUCCAGUCUACAAACAGUGCUUUGGAUAAUACUUUGUCCAGGGAUCCAACAGCAGUGAUAUUUGGUGAGGAUGUUGCUUUUGGAGGUGUAUUUCGAUGUACAGUUGGACUUCGAGAUAAAUACGGUAAAGACAGAGUCUUCAAUACACCCUUGUGUGAACAAGGAAUUGUUGGAUUUGGAAUUGGAGUUGCAGUUGCUGGUGCCACCUCUAUUGCUGAAAUCCAGUUUGCGGACUACAUUUUUCCAGCAUUUGAUCAGAUUGUAAAUGAAGCUGCUAAAUAUAGAUAUCGUUCUGGAGACCUGUUUAAUUGUGGCAGUCUGACAAUUAGAGCACCAUGGGGCUGUGUUGGUCAUGGUGCACUUUACCAUUCCCAAAGUCCUGAGGCCUUUUUUGCUCACGCUCCUGGAAUUAAGGUGGUCAUUCCAAGGAGUCCAAUCCAGGCCAAAGGCUUGUUGCUGUCAUGUAUAGAGGAUAAAAACCCAUGUAUUUUCUUUGAACCAAAGAUCCUGUAUAGAGCAGCAGUUGAGCAAGUUCCUGUGGAGCCAUACUACAUUCCUCUUUCUCAAGCUGAAGUAAUUCAAGAGGGAACAGAUAUCACACUUCUUUCUUGGGGUACUCAGGUCCACGUUAUUCGUGAAGUUGCAGUUAUGGCUCAAGAAAAGCUAGGCUUGUCCUGUGAAGUGAUUGACUUAAGAACCAUUUUGCCCUGGGAUGUAGAAACUGUUUGCAAGUCUGUCUCAAAAACUGGACGGUUAUUAAUUAGUCAUGAAGCUCCAGUUACUGGUGGUUUUGCAUCGGAGAUAAGUGCUACAGUACAGGAAGAGUGCUUUUUGAACCUCGAAGCGCCAAUAGCCAGAGUAUGUGGGUAUGAUACACCAUUCCCUCACAUCUUUGAGCCUUUCUAUAUUCCUGACAAAUGGAAAUGCUAUGAUGCCCUCAGAAAAAUGAUUAAUUACUGAGUUUUAUUACUGGUUAUUUUGUAACCUGAGUGAAGCACAAGAAUGAAGUAAAAGUGAAUAUCUGAAUAAGAUGUUUAUGCAGAUAACUCUCUUAAAAAAACAAUGGCUGAUCUCUUACUGGAAACACCAUGAUCACAAACCAACAAUGUUUGAUGUCCAAGGCAAAAUGAGGAUUUUAACAACGAAAGAGCUAUGUGUUCUUGUAAUAUUAAGAGUUUUUAUCUACUCUGUAUAGGUCAAUAUAAAAAAGUAUUGAAUAAAUAACAUAAAUAAAUUGGUUAUUAUCUAAUCUUA